AUGAAGGUUACCACUUCCAUCACCUUGCUCGGAGUUGCCUCCCUGACGCAUGGCUAUGUCGUGCCGCGCGAUCUCAAGACAGUUGUAGAUGUCUUCACCUCAGUCCAGACCAGCAUCGACGGCCUUGAUACUGUUGUCAAGGCUUGGUCUUCUGAUCUUGCUCCGCUUCUGGAUGCUUCCAACAAGCUCAUUUCCUCCAUCACCACCGGUACCAACACGGUCUCGGGGUCUACACCUUUGACGCUCAUUGAGACCAUCAGAAUCAUCAAACCGGUUCAAUCACUCGAGGCACAUGCACAAACCCUUGUUGACGAUCUCAAGGGCAAGAAGCAGCAGAUCGAACAAGGUGGACUCUGCGGAGUGGUCGGACAGCAGAUUGACACCAUCAAUACGGAUAGUCAAGCUCUUACCAAGGCGACCAUUUCCAAGGUCCCGCCAGUCGCUCAAGAUGUUGCAACUCAGGUUGCACAGGGAAUUCUUGAUGUUCUUGCGGAUGCUAAGAACUCGUUUUCUGAACAGAACUGCAAGGGGAGUGCAUAG
Pochonia chlamydosporia 170 is the source of this 540-nucleotide messenger RNA. RefSeq names its product hydrophobic surface binding protein A domain-containing protein. The record is from RefSeq and is a predicted model, not a curated record. The transcript has a single exon. Gene Ontology annotation, cellular component: extracellular region. Bases 1 to 540 code for a protein of 179 amino acids. NCBI's taxonomy places the organism in Eukaryota, Fungi, Ascomycota, Sordariomycetes, Hypocreales, Clavicipitaceae.